GCCAAACAGCGGUUGUGUUGAACUGUGUUGCCUUUUAUGGUACCGCGAAACCAUUGCGACUCUUUCUUCGCGCAAGUUUGUUUUCUUCUGAUUGCAUAAUGUAGUGUGUCGACACAUCCGAGCUCGCAGCAAAGGUGAAACGAAACGAUACCGAUAAUAAAUCCAAUCAGCCGUGUUGUGUUGUGUAAACAAAGAAAGUACACCACUGUGCCAGAUCGUGGGUUUGGUCCUGUGUCCUUCCUUCAUCCAAAAUCGUUCGUAUCAAUCGCAUACAAAAAACGAAUCGAGCAAAGAUGGGACUCUCGAAGUGGGUGAACACAAUUUUCCGCGCCGGAAAAGUAGCAGCAACCGCCACUGAAACUGUCGCAAGCAGCGGUGCCACGGAUAAGAUGGUUAGAAAAACACUUGCGAAACAUCAACAAAAUGGAUAUGCAUCGGAAGCUACGUUCGAGACGCGGGCUUUCAAGCUGCACAACCUCGAGCAAGGUCCGGCGACGCAGGUAACCGUGUCCAAGGAGGACGCACUGAAGUACUACAGCCAGAUGUACAUGAUAAGACGCAUGGAAACGGCUGCCGGCAAUCUGUACAAAGAGAAGGUGAUCCGAGGUUUCUGUCACCUGUACUCCGGCCAAGAGGCGUGUGCCGUAGGCAUGCGUGCGGCAAUGCGCCCCGAGGACUCGUGCAUCACCGCCUACCGGUGCCACGGAUGGAGCUAUCUGAUGGGAGUUCCGAUACAAGGUGUGUUGUCUGAGCUGACGGGUCGUGGCGGCGGCUGUGCCCGCGGAAAGGGCGGUAGUAUGCACAUGUACGGCAAGAAUUUUUACGGAGGAAACGGCAUCGUGGGAGCACAGGUUCCGCUGGGCGUUGGCAUUGGGUUUGCGGCCAAAUACAACGGAACCCAGGGCGCUUGCAUCGCACUCUACGGGGACGGUGCCGCCAAUCAGGGUCAGCUGUUUGAAGUGUACAAUAUGGCGAAGCUGUGGAACACACCGUGCAUUUUUGUGUGUGAAAACAAUGGCUACGGUAUGGGUACGAGCGUGGAGCGCGCCUCGGCCAAUACCAACUACUACACGCGGGGCGACUUUGUGCCCGGCAUCUGGGUGGACGGUAUGGAUGUGCUCGCCGUACGUGAAGCGACACGCUUCGCGCUGGAACACUGUUCGGCCGGGAAGGGCCCAAUGCUGCUGGAAACGGCCACCUAUCGCUACUCGGGACACUCGAUGUCCGAUCCCGGUACCAGCUACCGUUCGCGCGACGAAAUUGCCGAGGUACGACAGACACGUGACCCAAUCACGUCGCUGCGUGAAAAGAUUCUCUCGACGGAGCUGGCCACGGUAGAGGAGCUGAAGGAGAUUGAGGGCAAAAUUCGGGCUGAGGUCGAUACGGCAACGAAGAUGGCGAAGGCGGAUAAAGAAAUUUCGGUUGACGAACUGACGGCCGAUAUUUAUGCGAACCCACAAAACCUCACUGCUGUGCGCAACACGAUGCCGCUAAACGAGCUAUCGCACAAAAGGAUAGGUCCAGCGGUCAAUAUGUAGGGUGCAAGCAUUGAUGCCGAUACCAGGCUGGCUAUGCAGCCUCCCUGCGAUAGCUUCCACUAUCGCUCCCUGCAGGGAAGAAAGACAACAAACGAGACAAACUACCGAUGCAAUCUCACUAGCCCAGUUUAAUUACCACGAUGCGGUUGUCGGUUGUUGCAAAUUGGCAUCUGUUCCGCCUGCCCGACAUGCUUCUACCACGAACUUAUCGAACACGACGACCAGACUAUUUGCUGCGAGCUAACGAAGGAAUACUGUCCUAACGCGCGCAACUUGUAUUUACAAUUUAAACAUCACAAACGGGUUAGAAAUGCAUUUUAAACAGAUUUAUUCAAUAAAACGCUACACUAAUCGUGUCGAA
This is a messenger RNA of Anopheles cruzii, 1899 nucleotides long. RefSeq names its product pyruvate dehydrogenase E1 component subunit alpha, mitochondrial-like. NCBI's taxonomy places the organism in Eukaryota, Metazoa, Arthropoda, Insecta, Diptera, Culicidae. Gene Ontology annotation, molecular function: pyruvate dehydrogenase (acetyl-transferring) activity. Gene Ontology annotation, cellular component: intracellular membrane-bounded organelle. The coding region runs from base 294 to 1538 and encodes 414 amino acids. Gene Ontology annotation, biological process: pyruvate decarboxylation to acetyl-CoA. The transcript is spliced from 3 exons. The record is from RefSeq and is a predicted model, not a curated record.